Molecule: messenger RNA, 10688 nt
Organism: Pelobates fuscus (common spadefoot toad)
Lineage: Eukaryota; Metazoa; Chordata; Amphibia; Anura; Pelobatidae
Product: dynein heavy chain domain-containing protein 1-like
Exons: 26
Coding region: 1-10641 (3546 amino acids)
Biological process (GO): microtubule-based movement
Cellular component (GO): dynein complex
Molecular function (GO): minus-end-directed microtubule motor activity; ATP binding; dynein intermediate chain binding
Source: RefSeq, a predicted model, not a curated record
AUGUCGAGCAGGGUGAAACUCAGCGGAGCUCCCUGUACCCUGGCUGGGUACUUCCACCAAGGAUCACUUCCUAGUUGGAACCGGGAAAAACCUCAGGACAACUUGGGUGCUCAGAUCCAGGCUACCCGGGGAUAUAAGAUGUGUUUUUGGGAUGUUAAGUCUCUGUGCAGUUUCCUUGAUGACAGUCUGCUGUCACUCCGCAUGAUGAUGGUGUUCCCUCUCCCCUGUGACAUGCAGGACGAUAUACAAGAUUGGAUACAAAAACUGGAGGAUCUUGAUUACAAUCUGGGUCUCUGGAUUCAGUUCCAGGAGAAAUGGGUCUUUAUUAUGAAGGUCCUACAUGAGAUGGAAGUCCCUCUGCUAUUUUCAGAUAACAAGUUGACGCAGUUCCAGAUGGUUGACCAAGAUUACCGUUCCUUUCUGAACAAGAUGGUCCAAGAUCCGCGAGUCAUGUCCUUUCUCGGUCACACCCGUAGGAGACAUGAACAGAACCUUCGUAGAACAGAUCUUCGUUUUGAUUUCCACGAAGGUAUCAAUGUGAUGGAAGAGACAUUGGGAGAAGUGAAGUAUGUGCUUGACUCUUCACGAUCUCUUUUCUAUCGUUUUUUCUUUCUGGGUGACAAGGAUCUUCUGAGCAUUCUGUCAGCACCUGCAGAACCUAGAGCUCUCACUCAGUGUGCCUUAAUCUGCUUCCCCAGCCUCAGAAAUGUGCUCUAUCAAGCUCAGACCACCCAAAUAUAUGAGACAGCCAUGGACAGUAGUCAUAUACUAGCCACAGGGAUAGAAGGGAAUUGUGGUGAGAGACUGAAUUUAAGAUUCCCAAUCUGUGGAAGUCUAAGUAAUACUUCAUGGCUAUUAAUGCUAGACCAGGAAUUGAGGGAAAGUGUUAGAAGUCAACUGGAACUUUGUUUAAGUGAGUAUCGGAAAGUGGAAUUCCUCAAUCUCAAAAAUUCUGAUUUAUCAAAGCAGUGGUCUGAACAUUUGACUAUCUAUCCCUGGCAGUGCCUGGCAGUGAGCCAAGAGGUACUUUGGUGUGAACAGGUAGAAGCCCAUAUCUUCAGCCGUCAGGGAGCGUUGCUAAGAGAGAGAUACAACAAGAAACUUGAGAUCCUCGUACAGGUGCUGCGAGAUUCUUAUAGAGCACUCGGUCUCCCUAAAGAAGCCCUAUGUCAGAGACAAGCUGUCCUCUCUAGCUGGAUCAUGCUCUGUUCUCAGCAGAGAGACCGCAUCAGCACUUUGCUGAAAGGCAAAAUUGACUCACUUGAAAGUUUUUCAUGGGCCAAGAUGAUAAAAUAUAGAGCCCUCGCAGAACCUGAAUGCACAGAGAACAAAUUGCCCUGCCAAGUGAGUGCAAAUGUUAAAUGCCUAGGUGAUAUAUCAGCAGGAGAAUUGACUCCCCUAGUUUUUUUUGUGGAUAUCCUUAAGUUUCAGUUGCCAUAUGAAUAUGAGUAUAUUGGGCUAGAGAGUGGUACUAUUUAUGGUACAUUCUCUGACAGAUCCACAUUGGGUCUGAUUCUGGCAUUGAAGCAAUACCAGUGUGGUACUGUGAUUGGCCAAGAUGAGGAGAGCAGGAUUCACACAGUAGUCGCUCUUGGCAAAGCCUUGGGACGCCAUAUUGUUAUCCUAAAAUGCUGGAGUGGAAUAGAUCUGGGCAGGUUGAGUCAGCACCUGCACGGCGCACUGCAGGGAAACGCAUGGCUAAUGCUGGAUGGUGCACACAGGCUGAAAAGAGAUGUUCAGUCAUUACUGGGACAGCUUCUUUGCCAAAUUCAAUCCUCCUGUUAUCUUCUGAAGUUUCCUGGGAGUAUAAGCUCAGGGUUGAGCCCUUUGAAUGAACAGUUUCUACCCAAAGUGAUUGGCCACAUUCAGUUUGAGGGAAGAACAGUUUCUGUGGGGCGAAGUUAUGGCUGUUUCAUGACUCUCCCUAACCUUAAUUCUUCCAAUGAGCUCCCAUCCAGCCUAUGCCUCGUUCUAAGGCCUGUGUCUUUACUUACACCAGACCUACGCUUUACUGCUAAACUAGCUUUGCUCACAGCUGGCUUCCAGAAGACUGUGUGCUUGGCCAGGAAGAUCUCCUGCUUUUUCCAACUUGUGCAGGACUCAGGGCUGCUAUCUCCAAUCAGCUGUUGCCUUCUAGUGAAACGUGCAAUCCACUUGGCUGCUUUCUUUAUGAGAGCUACUGACGCAUCUGAUAGGACUGAUAACGGUGACAGCAUGCAGCUUAAUGGAGGGACAGCAUCUAUAACAACCCCACAAGCUCAUACUGGACAACAUUUUACUCAAAGUCGCACUCCUGACUCACAGGAGGAAGCCUGUUUAAUCAAAGCAAUUAAUGCCUCACCAUUCUGGUCUGGUCUUUCAACUGCUGAGAUCAAUUAUCUGAGGGGAAUCCUCCAAAGUAUCUUCCCAAUAUGUCCCCCUGUGGAGCCUUGUAAUGAACAUUUUGAGGGCACGCUCCUCUGUGCCAUGAAGCUGGUCUUGCAGAGGUCUGGACUUGAAGCUCAUGCAGGUCUCGAUUGUAGUGCUCAGCAGCUUUUUAAUGCUCUUCAGCACAGCACUGGAGUCCUGCUUACUGGCUGUCCUGGCAGUGGGAAAACUACAUGUUGGAGAAUGCUGUCACAUGCUCUGAACCACCUUGCAAGCUGUGUAGAGCAGCCAGGAGCCACAGAAGAGAAAAACUACUCAUGCAGUCCCCAAACUGUGCAAACCGAACAUUUGUUCCCCAAUAGCUUUACAAUUAAUGAACUGUAUGGAGAGAUGCACGAUAGAAGCUGGAGACAAGGCAUCUUCUCAUCUAUCCUAAGCAGAGUUCCUCAGGACCAUAGAGCCCAAAAGUGGUUAGUACUAGAUGGGUCAUCCAGCCCACUUUGGGCAGAACCAAUUUCUUUUCUUUUUGGAUCUUAUCCAGCAUUGACAUUGUCUAACGGUGAGCAUCUUCGGCUUCCUGAGUCCAUCAAGAUUUUGUUUGAGAUGGCAGACACAUCAAACAUUACUCCUGCUAUGUCCACACUCUGUAGCUUUGUACACUGUGGGGGGGAGAACACUUGGAGGGCAAUUCUAGCAGCUUUUUUAUCCAAGCUGUACUUAAAAUACAGAUUCACCUUGAAUACACUUAAUCUACUUCAAAGUCUAAGUGACAGCUUGGUACCCAGCACACUUGUAUUUCUGGAGUCAUCCUGCACCUCUGCUCUAUACCCUCAUACUGCACAGUCUGCAUACUCAACGCAAGGGGUACAAGAAGUCUCCUCUUUCUGUAAUAUCCUUCAAGCUUUGUUGGAUCAAUAUCUACUACAGGAUCAUGUGUCAAGUAAAACAUUUCAACCACAGGAAAAAACACAGGAUCUCUCUGGAGAAACACAGGUACUGGGAGACCACAGAGAGGACCCAAGAGACCAUGCACCCACAGAAGCUGAUCAUACUAACAAACCGGUGAGAGAAAUUUUAGACCUCUCCUCGUUUGACCAAUAUAUUUCACCCCUCAAUCACCAUUUGGCACUAUCCUGCUUUGUCUACUCCUUCAUCUGGGGCUUUGCGGGACACCUUGACCCUAAGCAUCGUCCUCAGUUUGAAAUCUUUUUGCGUGGGAGACUUUCAGAUUAUCUUUUACAAGUUAAUAUUCCCCUAAACGUGUCUAUAUUUGAUAUUUCUCUGAAUCCUGAAGCAGGAGUUCUUGUUCCCUGUCCUUCACCAGCAACUCUGAUGGAAUCGAUCAGAAGCAACCUUAUUAUGCCACAGUUUGAGAGCAUUAUGGUUGCUGCAAGAUCUCUGGUCUGCGCUGGCCUUCCGGUUCUGCUAGUUGGACCUCCUGGCUGUGGAAAGACGAGCCUUGCACAGACAGUGACCUUCCAUGGAGCAUUAUGCCACAGGAUUCCUAUUAACUCCCUAUUGCGUCCUGCUCAUCUACGCCAACACCUUAAUACUCACCAUGAAAAUGCCACUGCAGUAAGACCAAGAAGCAUUAUCCAUGGGAGUCGACUUAGGCAUCUUUUCCUCUUGGAUGAUCUACACAAAGCUUCAUUUGACUCUUUCAGCAAGACCUCUCCUGUUCUCGAGACCUUGAGGGGCAUCAUCUCUGAUCCCGCAAACAAAGCUUGUGUACCUUUAAAAAGCAUCCUGGGCACAACCUGCUCUCCACAAGAUGGGGCAGGAGCCUUGUGUCCUAGACUCACCCGUCUGUUUUGCAUCCUUGUUUUGCCUGAGUUGGGUCCAGAGUCUCUGUUGAGUGUGUUCACCCUGCAUCUGACAACAUGGUUGAAGAAGACACUAUCUAUGCCUCAUGCUUUAUUUCUUGGUAAAGCCAUUGGUCGAGCAACAGUAAAUCUGUACAACAAAGUGAUACACACUAUCCCCCCACAUUACUGCUUCUCUCUGCAUCACAUUCAUAGAUUAAUAAACAGCAUAACUCUACUGUGUUCAGCCCCAGGGCCCCAUCUCUCCCCACAUUUUCACCAUUCCCUCCCUGCUGCACUGCUCACCACAUUGGGCAUUGUCCGUCUUUGGAUGCAUGAGGCUUUGCGCACCUUUGGCGAUAUCCUGGAGAAUAAUAGAGAGAAGCUAGCAUUCAGUGAGCAUCUGCUGAUGUGUGCAGUGCAGGAAUUUUGUCCCAUGGGGGCCCAGGAUGGAACUCCAGAAAAGAACCACCCAGUUGCUCAGGAUGAAGCUCCAGAGAAGACCCAGCCAGGGUCCCAGGAUGGAGCUAUGGUGGUGGACCAGUUAGGAGCACAGAAUAGAGGUCUGAAAAUGAACCAGCCAGAGAAUAACAACCAAAAUAUGUGCAUCAGGGAUGGCAUUAAGCAUGAAAUAUCAGAUAGAGAGAAUGAGCAGAUAAGGAGUCAGGAGAGGACACCUUGUACAUCUCACACCUCAACAAACCCCUCUGGCAAUGAGGAAUAUCUCCUUCCAUCUUAUCUAUUAAAUGAGACACCUCUGCAAGACCUGACCUUCUACCAUUCACUGGUAUCUGGGACACAACAAAGAGGAGAGCUUCCCACGUAUAAGGAGCAGUCAGGAUCGUCCUACUUCAUAAAGCAAUCAGCUGGCCUGACACUCUGUCCUCAGGACCUGCAGCACAUUGUCCGUCUAACCCGUGUGCUGGCCCUGCCUCAGGGUCACCUAGCACUGUGCUCUCAGUGCCCUGCUACAGGAAGAAGGAGUUUGGCAAAGUUGGCAGCACAGCUCACCCAGUGCUCAUUGGUGGAGCUCUGUGGAAAAGAGAUGGAUGAUGAGCGCUAUGCUCUGUACAGGGAGGCAUGUUAUAAAGCUAGUGUUUUAGGUGGCUCUACUGCAUUCCUGGUGCAUGAAGGAGCCCCAAUAAGGUUUUUAAUGGAGCUUUCAGCUCUGACAAGUGAAGGAACCAUCCUAGGACUUCACAAUGCAGAACAAGAGGAACAAAUCCUGAAAGAUCUUCAGCAACGUGAGAGGAGCAGAAAUAAGAGAUACAACAUAGAAACACUGAGAGAGAGGUUCUGUCAGCGUGUUCGCAGGUAUCUUCAUGUUCUAUUACUGCAGAAUAUUUCUCAGUUUAGUUCAGUCCAGAAAUGUCCCCUAUACCAAUUCCUGAACUAUGAUCAAUACGAGCCAUGGAGCCUUUACUCUCUGCAGCACAUCGCACAGAAGCUUCUAGGAGAGGAACACCAGACAACAGGUUCCUGGACAUCUCCAGUAUCUCUAGCUGUUGUAAUGUCUCUCAUCCAUCAAUCUGCUCAGAGUUACAACUACCAGUAUUGUCCCCGUAAUCCAUUUACUUCACCAAGAGUGUUCAUCUGCUUCAUUCAGACCUACCUGAAAUACUCGGCUUGUUUGAGAGAUCGCUUGGACAAAGAAGGAACCAAACUCCAGACUGCCCUUUUCCAUGUUCAAGAAGUAUAUACUGAGCAGGAUCAAUGUUCUAAGAAUAUAUCUGUUAUUACCCAAUGUAUCCAGGACACUGAUAAGGAUGUGCAGCGCUGGAGACAGCAGGUGGAGAAGGUGCGAGGAGCACUGUGUAAGGUGAGGGAGCAGUGUCAGUCAUUGGACUCGAUGAAGGAGUUCUGUGGUGCCCAGGUGAGCAGUGUAAAGAGCCAGAGAUUGCGUGAGCUGGAUGAGGCGUGGCUCCAGUGGGCCACGGUGCAAAGCCAGCUGAAAAUGUCAGACCUUGAGGAAAUAAAAAGUUACAGGGCUCCUCCGUCACUUGUGGUCAUGGUAACUGAUGCCCUCUGUAUACUGUUUGAGAAGGAGCCAGGCUGGGAAAAUGCCAGACUUCUAAUUGGACAGGAUGAAUUGUAUCAGAUGCUGCAGUUCUAUGAUGUCCAUGGAAUGUCCGACCGUACCUUCUGUUCUCUGACUCAAGCCGUCAGUGGAUCCAAGUUUAAUGUGAACAUAGUGAGGCCAGCAAGUACUGCAGCAGCUUCGCUGUGUGAAUGGCUCUGCGGUCUGCAACGUCACUGCGCUGUCCUAAGGAAACUCAAAUCGAGGAAGGCUUCACUGGCUGGCCUGGAGGCUCGAGAAAUGGAGGUAAUGGAGGGAAUCAUAGCACGGAGGCAGCAGGAACACAAGCUGAAGAAGAUGGAGGCUCAGAGUAUAUUGAACCUCCGAGAGGCAGAGCGAAAACAAGAGGAGCUGCGUAAGGAACUGACCCAGUUACAGCAAAGUUAUGAGGUGGUAAAGGAUUUUCAGCAACGGAUUACGCCCCAUGCGGCCAAAUGGAGGGAUGCUCUUCAGGCCCACCGUCGAUGUGUGUUUGGAGCCCCUGCUGAUGCUCUUCUUGUUGCUGCUUCUGUUUCAUACCUUGGGUGGCUUCCUUGGAAACGUUUCAUUAAACUUUUGGAAAAGUGGAAGGAGUUGAUGGAGGGUGUUGAAGUGUCAUUGGAUCCAGAUGAUGUGAGAGAUGCCAUGGAGUGUCCAAAUCCUGGGGGCACCAAUAAAGCGCCCCAUCUCCUACAGAUGUUGAGUACCUCCGUAGAACGGUUGAACUGGCACAGGCAUAGACUGUUUGUUGAUGGAGAGACUCAAACCCGAGCAUGUCUGCUCCGGACCAGCGCUCAGUAUUUAGCCAGCAGAUCAACACUUCUAAUAGAUCCCAAACAGCAAGGAGAGCACUGGCUACGAGCCCUUCUUGGGGAGUUAGCACCGGGACAAGGUUCAGCCACCAACAUCACUGCUAUCAGCACGGACCCUGGAUGUGAUGUCGAUUGUAUUAGGAACUCACUGGCCUCAGCAAAAAAGAAAACCAAGCUUCAUGUAAUCGAUUCAUGUGACACCGAGCUGAACAAGAAACUGCAGCUUGCCCAGAUUGAAGGAAUGUGGGUACUCAUUACUCACGUAGAGAGAAAUAGCUCCAUUGUGAAUGUGAUAAAUCAACUGAGAUCUCAAGGUGACGGUGACCUUAUAGCCCACGUGACUUCAUGUGAACCGGAGAACCAGACUGGUCAUCUCCUCUCCACCCCAAGAGCAGAAGAAUCCAUUGUGAGCACAAAGUCACAGUCCUUCCACAUCUUCUGCAGCACCUACCUUCCAGUGAGCACCCUGACUGACGAGCUGGGUGAUGCCUUCUUAAAGGAAGUGAAUGUGAUUGACAUGAGUCUAAGUGACUCAGGACUGGAAGAAGAACUGCUUCAAGAGGUUCUGCUGUUUGCAGAUGCACGACUUGCAGAGCAAAGAAAGAACAUGCAUCUAAAUGCUCUGCAACUGCAAGAGGAUCUAAAACAAGCUGAAUCUUCGUUACUGGAUAUUACUGCCACAAGCCCAUGUCCUUUACUGCAGAGUAAGGAUUUCUUACAGAAACUCUCCGAUUGUGAGGAGACCCAGCAAGCUUUGUGCAGAACACUGGAGGACGUGGAGUCCCUGCAGAGCCAGAUAAAUGAGAAUAUCAGACCUCAUGUGAGCACAGCUGGUUCCUGCUGUGCCUUGUAUUCUGUGCUGCAAGAAGUGUCCCGUCUAAGCCCACACUAUCACUUCCCUGCUGAGUCUGUCCUCCGCUGGGCUCGGACUUCUCUACAGGCAGACCAGGUGGUACAAGCUGCCAGGCAAGGUAUAACAGUACAAUCCUUGGUGACCCAGGGGAUACUCGGCCAUGUGCUCCCUGCAUUGACACAGGAGCACAGACAGCUCCUGCGAGUUCUGCUAGCGGUGAAGAAUCCAUCGGCUAUGGAGUGGCUCUUCUUUCUUGGGCUGGCACACACAUCAAGUCAGGGGAUAUUGCCUUCGUGUAUACAGAGACCAGCAUGGGUGGACUCCCAGGCUUGGGAGGAGUUGGGACAUUUGGAAAACCUGCCUCCAUUUCGGGGUAUCCGCUCCUCAUUGAGUGUACAAGCCAGCCAAUGGCAGGAAUACUUUCGUCUUCAUUCCACAGUGAUUGGACCAGUGCCAUGCUCUCAGUUUGCUCACCUCUCAUUGUUCCAGACCGCCAUCCUAUGGCGCAUCCUCCAGCCCAAGAAGAUAGGCAUGGUACUGAAUCAUCUGACCUCAUGCAUUCUUGGUCCUGUGUCUGCAGACUGGUGGGAGGAAGAGGCAGAUCUCUUCAAUCUAUCUGAUCCCCAGACACCUGUCAUAUUCCUCCUUCCAAGAGUAGGUUUACCUGGACCCCAUUUCCACCCACAGUCCUACAUUCAGCGACUAGCUAAGAAGAGCAAGAAGGAGGUGAAGGUCAUUGCGAGGGGUCAAUCGCCUCCUGGGAGAAUCACAAGUCAGGUGUUUGACAUGUGUCAGCGAGAGGGACACUGGCUGCUGCUUAGUAACACUGACUCCGGGGAGUGGGAGCAGAGUCUGGUUGAGUCACUUAUUAAUAUAACGCAGAGCAGCGAAGAGGCUGUGAAUCCUGACUUUCGUCUCUGGAUCAUUAUGGAUGAAGAAGCAAUGGAAUUCAUUCCAGCAUGUGUGAGAUUUGCAUCUAUCCCAGUGCGUUGUGCCCUGCAGCCCCAUCUCCGUUCUGUUCUGCUGCAGAGCUGUAGAGAUUCCGCAGAGCUUCUUGAAGGAGAACCCCAUAGAAAGGAGGCUCUACUAUUGGUAAUCCUGCACAGCAUUCUGCUCCGCAGACAGGAAUACAGCCGAUCUGCACAAGCGGAGAUCUAUUCCUGGAGCCAGGAGGAGCUGUGUCUGGCACUGCAAAUUCUGAAACAGCUGCCAUCAGUGUGCAAGGAUUGGGUGGAGGCACUAUAUUUCCUUACAGGAUCUGUCGUGUAUGGAGGACACAUUGUGGAUGAGGAUGAUGCGGAGAGCAUACUAGCAGUGAGUGAGCACUGUCUAAAAGACUCCCACCUAAUAAGUCGUGGGAUCUCAAACCUGCUGUCUGUGCUAGAUGAGGGCACGUUGUCAGGAUUCUGGAUGAACCGUUUUCACUGGUCAAUACAAAAGAUCACCUCUCUGUGGGAGCCAUCUGCUCUAGGACUGAGUGAAGGUCUACAAAGUACUACAUAUGAAGACUAUGGAUACAAAGCUAUGUCAGAGCUCCUUAUCACACAAGAUGUGUGGACCCCAAAAUACCCGAAACAAGACAAACAGUUAACCCAAAAAUUUUCAGGUGUCAAAAAAGUUGAUUUAUCAUCACCAGGACCUCAAGAACCCUUAAAGGAAAUAUGUGCAAGCAGGGAAAGUAUGUGGUCUUUCAACCAAAACCUGCUGAGACAGAUGUUGGAGCUUUUAAUUGAGCUGGAAUCUCUACAUGUGACCAAGCAAAGCGAACUGAAAACUUUAUGGGUGACGAUGGACAGUGUGCAAGGAUACCCGGAAAUAGAGAAGAGGAGGAAUAAGGAAGAUCAGCCUAUUGAGAAAUACCAGACGAGAAGUCAGGAAGAUGAGAGCUUGCAGAAGAAGAAUAGUGUAGAAUGUAAUGGGAAGGAAGAAAGUCAGAAUAUCACAAUGGAGAAAUUAUGCUGGUUUGAGAGCCUGGAGAAACUGAAUAUAUGUGAUAAUGAGGUCUCACAGAGACUCUCAUCAGGAUGGAUUGGACAUCCAUUGUUCAGCUUUUUACAGGAAGAAUGGAAAUCAAUUGGUGUACUGAUUGGAAGGGCUGUGCAAGAACUGAAGAAUGCGUCAUCUUCAUGCCACUGUCUAAGGUGUCAGAGGGUGCGAGAAGCUAUGUUUGGGAAUUUCCUCCCCCAGGAAUGGAACGUCUACCCUUCAUCUACACCACCAAGUCCUAUGCACUGGGUUCAGGCACUCCAUGUUCGCUUGAAGCUCCUGUUCAGCUAUCUGUCAGCACCAUCCCUGCUCAAUGUAACAUACAAUCUGAGUGUGUUCCAGCAGCCAGCUGUAUUUAUCCAGAAAAUUCGAGAGGAAAGAGCUCAAACAGAGAACAUAGCUCUGGAGCUUUAUUCUCUACAACUACAGGUAUCACACAGCGUCCUUCCUCCGACUGACGAUUUGGGGGUGAUGCUGACUGGCCUACAUUUGAAGCACGCUUUGUGGGAUACCCGUCUGGGCCUGCUGCGGGAAACAAUGUCUCCCAAACUGUGUGCAUUGCCUUUGGUACACGUGUCUGUGGUGCAGGAGCAAGAAGCCUCAUCAUCCCCACAGGCGCAGUACUUGUGUCCGGUCUUCCUGAAUGACUCUAUCCAAGGUCCAGCCCAGCAGAGGAGAGAAGCCAUCAUCCUGUUACCACUUCCCACCCACAUCUCUGCCAGUGUGUGGCGCCAGCGCCGCGUGCAUGCAGUCAGCCUUCUGUGAUAUCAACAGCUGUAUGAAAAUGCAAUAACCUUACUGUUCAAUAAAAU